AUGUCCGUCGCCGCAGCCGACUGGCUCCCGGCUGCGACCGUCACGGCGUCCGGCCGGGCGGUGCUGUCCGCCGGCGAGAUCGAGCGGCACCUGCUUCCGCUCGUCGACCUGGAGCCCGAGGAGAACCCCCGCCUCGCGCCCCUCCACGGCUGCCUCCUCGCGCUCACCUCCCACCGGCUCGUCUUCCUCCACGAGGCCUCCCUCUCCGCCCGCGCCCUCCCGCUCGCGUCCAUCGCCCACGCCUACCCGCCCCACCGCAGGCACAACCACAACCCACUCCGCUCCCUCUUCUCCUCCUCGUCCUCCUCGUCGUCGUCGCAUCACCCGCGCAUCCGCAUCCAGAUCUCCCUGCCCCCGUCGCGGUCGGAGGUCGUCGCCGUCGUCGUCACCUGUAAGGCGGACGUGGAUGUGUUCUACGGGAGGCUGCUCGAGGCCAUCCGCGCGAGGGCCUGGGAGGCGACCGCCUCGGCUGCUCCGGCCAGUGGCGCCCCGGUGGCUGAGGGAGCCGCCCCAGCCGAGGAGGAUCUGGCGAUCAGGAUGCCCGUGGUUGGAGUGGCGGGGAUACUGCGGAAGGAGCAGGAGACGUGGGAGAGCGCGGGGCAGAACUUGCAGGAUGCCUUCCAGGAUCUCAACGCCCUCAUGAGCAAAGCCAAGGAAAUGAUGGAGCUGGCAGAGAAAAUGAGGCAAAAGCUAUUGACGAACUCAUCUGCUCAAUCCAAUUCUAAUGACGAAGAGAUGGGUUCUAAGCAAGACAUGCAGGAUUUGCUAUUGAGCGUAGGCAUCGUGUCUCCUGUGACAAAGGAAACUGCUGGUGCUUUGUACCAUCAGCAGCUUUCACGACAGCUGGCUGACUUUGUAAGAGUACCAGUUGAGAGAGCAGGUGGUAUGAUGGCACUAGUCGAUGUCUACUGUCUCUUCAACCGUGCUAGGGGAACAGAGUUGAUCUCACCAGAGGAUCUUUUGCAAGCUUGCUCCCUUUGGGAGAAAUUUGAUGUCCCAGUAAUGCUCCGGAAAUUUGAUAGUGGAGUGAAGGUGAUCCAGACCAAGACGCAUAGUGAUGAUGAGGUAUUUGCAAGAAUAUCAUCACUCGCGCAAAAGCCGGACGCUCUUCUGAAAGGAAUAAGCCCCAGCGACGCUGCAUUUACACUGGGGAUUGCACCAGCUUUAGCAAAGGAGCAUCUUCUAAAUGCAGAAAACAAAGGUCUCCUCUGCAGGGAUGUCAGUCCAGAUGGGUUCCGUUUCUACAUCAAUUUGUUUAACGAGAUUGAUCUCCAGAAUAUUCAUUUCCAAAAACUCAUGGACUAUACCACACUUGGAUCUCUGUGGCAACGGCAGCACAUUGACACAGUUUUGGUAGAGGUGGAGUUCAGUUGA
Messenger RNA from Triticum turgidum subsp. durum (durum wheat), 1374 nucleotides. Lineage: Eukaryota; Viridiplantae; Streptophyta; Magnoliopsida; Poales; Poaceae. The record is from the annotation of a GenBank genome assembly.